Eucalyptus grandis is the source of this 1020-nucleotide messenger RNA. Its product is annotated as SUMO-conjugating enzyme SCE1. The record is from RefSeq and is a predicted model, not a curated record. Gene Ontology annotation, molecular function: SUMO conjugating enzyme activity. The transcript is spliced from 5 exons. The coding region runs from base 158 to 637 and encodes 159 amino acids. Gene Ontology annotation, biological process: protein sumoylation. NCBI's taxonomy places the organism in Eukaryota, Viridiplantae, Streptophyta, Magnoliopsida, Myrtales, Myrtaceae. Gene Ontology annotation, cellular component: nucleus.
CCCGAGGGCACAUUUCAGCUGCCGUAAAAGAAGAAGAAAAAAACAAGGGAGCAGACAAACACGAAGUGCAGAGCCCAGAGAGAGAAGAGAGAGAGGAAGAAGAAGAAGAAGAAGAAGAAGAGAGAGAGAAGAUAGGAGAGAGAGAGAGAGGGGGAAGAUGUCUGGCAUUGCGAGAGGGCGUCUCACCGAAGAGCGGAAGGCGUGGCGCAAGAACCACCCCCAUGGUUUCGUCGCGAAGCCGGAGACUUUGCCCGACGGCACGGUGAAUCUGAUGAUCUGGCAUUGCAUAAUACCUGGGAAGGCCGGGACUGAUUGGGAGGGCGGCUUCUAUCCCCUUACACUUCAUUUCAGUGAAGACUACCCAAGCAAACCUCCUAAGUGUAAAUUUCCUCAAGGGUUCUUCCAUCCGAAUGUGUACCCUUCUGGAACUGUUUGCCUAUCAAUCCUCAAUGAAGAUAGCGGUUGGAGACCAGCUAUCACGGUAAAACAAAUUCUUGUUGGCAUUCAGGACUUACUAGACCAGCCAAAUCCUGCAGAUCCUGCGCAGACUGAAGGUUAUCACCUCUUCAUCCAGGAUGUCACCGAGUACAAGAAGAGAGUGCGAAUGCAGGCCAAGCAAUAUCCUUCACUCAUCUGACAUUGGCCUGCUUUCUGGUGGUUCUUGAUCUCUGUCAAUUUCUCGCCCAUGUUUGUCUGCCUUUUACUCCAGACUGAUUGUACUUGGUAAUUGUUGGUUACCUUAUAUCUAGACUUGUACUUCUGAGCCAUAUCAUCUUUUUACAUAGUGCUGGGGCUUCAACUGCUAUAGAAGACCACUAUAAACAAACUGUUCAUUCUGUUCACAUCGAUGAAAGGUGGCUCAAAUGUCGAAUGUUGGAAGAUCUUCCUUGUCUGUCUUAGGUAUCUCAUUAUGGAUGAGUAUCAAUGAGUUUCAGGGAGAAACUUUACUUUUAUGAUGGAUGCAAGAAUCAUUUAUGAUGACAAUGUUAUUGGCUUCGCUAAAUUAUGCCUUUUUUCCCA